Messenger RNA from Entamoeba invadens IP1, 624 nucleotides. RefSeq lists its product as hypothetical. NCBI's taxonomy places the organism in Eukaryota, Evosea, Mastigamoebida, Endamoebidae. The coding region runs from base 1 to 624 and encodes 207 amino acids. The transcript has a single exon. The record is from RefSeq and is a predicted model, not a curated record.
AUGCAAAUGCAAUCAACACUCUACAAAAAAAUCGAAAGCUCAGUCGACUCUAUUGAAAAGUCCACUCAAUCCAGUCUUAAGUUACACACUGAGAGUCGCAUUAGAAGUGAUUUUAGAAAUAUAAGAAACUAUCAAGUCUACGAACAAGGUGUUAUGUUAGCACUUCUUAAUAGCAUGUUUGACAUUACUAUUAAGCAACCAUUGAAGAAGGCCAAUGUCUUUGAACAGAUAGUUAGAAUUCAGUCAAUAGUCGUCGAAAAUGACGUGAUUGACAUUGAAGAGUUCUGUGACCAAAGGUGCAAAGAAAGGUUUGCCCUUGACUUAAAGAAUGGUGUUCCAAUGAAAACAGCCAAAAGAAGAAUCGAAACGAAUAGAGUCAAUGAAAUGCUCUUUGUCUUGGCAGACUUUCUGACUGAGUACUCAUUCGAAUUCACAACAAAAGUCGUCAAUGGAAAAAAGAAAACAUUAAAAGGAGAAACAGUCAAGAAAAUAGCUUCAGGGAACUUUGUUAUUAAUGAAAGAGAAAUAAGAACUAAAGGAAAAGAAAUCAAUAAAAAAACACUUGGUCUUCUUGGAAAACAGGCGAAGGUAGUUAUCCCAAGAGGUACUAUCUCGGUCUUCUAA